This is a messenger RNA of Poecile atricapillus (Black-capped chickadee), 3164 nucleotides long. Its product is annotated as polypeptide N-acetylgalactosaminyltransferase 4-like. Gene Ontology annotation, cellular component: Golgi apparatus. The coding region runs from base 667 to 2418 and encodes 583 amino acids. The record is from RefSeq and is a predicted model, not a curated record. NCBI's taxonomy places the organism in Eukaryota, Metazoa, Chordata, Aves, Passeriformes, Paridae. The transcript is spliced from 2 exons.
UGGCUCCCUCACCUAGCUUCCCAUGAAGCUGCACAAACAUUCACAGCACUACUAACAACAGCGUUGCAGCGUUGGGAUUUUCUUAAUUUUUGUUUAAGGAGGACCCCGUCCUGAUCCGGCCUUUCCGCGGCCACACGGCGGCGGUGACGGGCGUCGCCUUCAACGCGAACGCGACGGGGCUGGGUGAGUGCGGGGCCGGGCGCCGUUUGCUUUCCGGGCGGGGCAGCCCGCUCCCUCCUCCCUCUUUCCCUCCCGGAGCCGCCGGGCGGUUCCGGGCGCAGGUCCGGGCGCGGAGGCGGGGCGGGCUCCCGCGCCUUCGGGCGGGCUAAGGAGUCUCUGCCCCUUCCUUAAGCGACAACUUUUUGAGCAAACCACAAGGCGGGAGGAGGGGUUUGUCCCGCGGAGAGAGAGGAGGAGGAGGAGGAAGUAAGUGAGGGGAGCGCCGAGGCCGGAGGGGCAGGGGGCUGCUCCGUGCCGCCGCCCCGCUCCCCCGCGGUCCCCCUGGAAUCUACCGGGCCCAGCACGGAGGGCUGGCUGCAAACUCUGCCGGCGGCCCGAGCCCGACGCUGGGAGUGCCUGCAGCCCCCUCCUCCCCGGGGGCGCGGGGAGACCCGGCAGGAGUUCACGGACCCCUCUCUGCUAAGGAGCUGCUUUUAACUCCCUAAGAUGAGGAUCCGUCUGGCGAGAAGAUGGACGUGGGUCCGCAAAAGCUGCGUGUUCCUCGGCUUCUUAAUGAUCGCUUACUUUGUGGUCGAGCUGUCGGUUUCUUCCUUUGGUGCCUCCCUCGCCGGCGAGAGCAUCACUAAAGGGAAAUGGGAGAGGCGCUUUUCUGACAGAGCAGAAGAAGCUGUCGAUUUGGCUCGUCCAGUGUAUGACAAACCCCCACCUGACCCUUACGCUCCAGGAGAAUGGGGUAAACCCUCUCGCCCACAGCUGAGUCCUGAGGAAAAGAAACAGGAAGAAGAGCUGAUAGAGAAAUAUGCAAUAAAUAUUUAUUUAAGUGAUAAAAUUUCUCUCCACCGGCACAUUGAAGAUAAUCGACUGAGUGGUUGUAAAGCUAAAUCUUACAACUACAGAAGACUACCCACCACAUCUGUUAUAAUUGCUUUCUACAAUGAAGCCUGGUCAACACUGCUGCGGACGAUACACAGUGUUCUUGAAACAACACCUUCAGUGCUUCUGAAAGAAAUUAUACUGGUGGAUGACCUGAGCGAUAAAGUGUAUUUGAAGGCUGAACUCGAAAAAUACAUAAGCAGUCUGAAAAGAGUUCGCUUGAUAAGAACCAACAAACGAGAAGGAUUGGUUCGUGCACGCUUGAUUGGCGCUACCUUUGCUACCGGUGAUGUUCUCACAUUCCUAGAUUGUCACUGUGAAUGUGUUUCCGGCUGGCUAGAACCACUGCUCGAAAGGAUUGCUGAGAAUGAGACUGUUAUUGUUUGUCCUGUCAUUGACACCAUUGACUGGAAAACAUUUGAAUACUACAUGCAAACGGCAGAGCCCAUGAUUGGGGGCUUUGACUGGCGGCUGACGUUCCAGUGGCACUCAGUGCCUAAACACGAACGUCUCAGGCGCAGAUCUGAAACCGACCCAAUCAGAUCCCCAACUAUGGCUGGUGGCUUGUUUGCUGUCAGCAAGAAGUAUUUUGAGUACCUGGGAACCUAUGAUACAGGAAUGGAUGUUUGGGGAGGGGAGAACUUAGAAUUAUCAUUUAGGGUUUGGCAGUGUGGCGGCAUGUUGGAGAUUCAUCCGUGCUCCCAUGUGGGCCAUGUGUUUCCAAAGCGUGCGCCCUAUGCUAGACCAAAUUUCCUUCAGAACACGGCACGUGCUGCUGAGGUGUGGAUGGAUGAGUUCAAAGACCACUUCUACAAUAGAAAUCCUUCAGCAAGGAAAGAAAAUUACGGAGACAUUUCUGAAAGAAAGAUUCUUAGAGAGCGUUUGAAAUGCAAGAGUUUUCACUGGUAUUUAAAAAAUGUAUUUGCUGAGUUGCAUGUACCAGAAGAUCGUCCAGGCUGGCACGGUGCUAUCCGCAGCAUGGGAAUACCUACGGAGUGCCUUGACUAUGUCUUACAGGAACAUAAUCCUACAGGGUCUCACCUUUCUCUCUUUGGCUGUCAUGGUCAGGGAGGCAACCAAUUUUUUGAAUAUACGUCAAAUCAGGAGAUUAGAUUUAACUCAGUAACUGAGCUGUGUGCUGAAGUCCCUGAGCGUGAAGAUUUCAUAGGUAUGAGGAGCUGCCCAAAAGAUGGAUCUCCCAUCCCAGAAAUUAUUAUCUGGCACUUCAGAGAAGAUGGGACUAUUUAUCAUCCUCAUUCGGGGAAGUGCCUUACUGCUUAUCGUACGACUGAGGGGCAUGCUGAUGUGCAAAUGAGAACUUGUAAUGCUGGAGAUAAAAAUCAGAUUUGGAAAUUUGAAAAAUAAUCACUGCUGGUAGUGUGAAUUGAAUGGACUGUGAUCUCCAAGCUUUUUACACAUGUGAGCAGAUAGCAAUGUUUGAUUGAGUACCUUGGAAUGUUUUCAGAUGUGUCUGUAGUGAUGAACUGUAUGGAAAGCAAAAGUAAAUAGUGGGGUUUGGUUUCUAAAACAUGGAUUAGAACAUCUAAUACUUUUUACUUUUGUAAAAUUUUGAUCCAUUAUUAAUUUGCUCAGUCUUGAUUGUAGUAAAACAAAACUUUCUGAGUGGACUGAGGAGGGAUUUUUUCCAUCUUAAAAUUAUGCAAUAAUCCUGCAAGAUAAUGUUACAUGUAAACAAAAAAAUUUUACUUCCAGAAUGAAAGUUAGGGUUCUUGCAGUGGUAUUAGCUGACCUAUGUUGCAUUUGCAUUAUAAAAUAUGUAUCUAACAUCCUAAGUAAUGCUACAGUAGCAUUGGAGUAGGUUGAACGGAGGCACAUUGAUUGACGGUACAUGCUAUUAAGGGUACUAUAUUACAUAGAAGAACAGGAAGUUUAUUUACCUAGAAGGGCUUUGGCACUGCUUUGCAAUCUUGUACUUAUUGUAAAAAUCUUACCCCAUGGGGCUUAGUCAGGAGCUCUCAUGCAUUUAGAGGUGAGUGUGGUAGCAGUGGAACCAAGGACAUGCUGGCGAUAUCACAAAUGGAAGAAAUAGGGACGGCUACAAGUAAGAAUUUUGUUUAAAGGCAGUGGAAGGAAGGGAGCCACAAAAUUGC